AUGUCGAGGCUUGUGGUAAUUAUUGCUAUUACAGGCACGCAGGGAUCAUCUGUUGCCAAUGUCUUCCUUAAGGAGGGUGGAUGGAAGAUCCGAGGUGUUACCCGUGACCCCUCUAAGCCUGAGAGCAAAGCUCUUGCCGCUAAAGGCAUCGAGAUGGUCAAGGGAGAUGCGGAUGACAUGGAAUCUAUCAAGGCUGCCGUCCAAGGUGCUUCUAUUGUGUUUGGAAAUACCGCAUUCUCGCCGGCUUUUGCAAUGCCAACCGCAGAGGACGUGGCUAAACUUAAACCGGGUCAAACUCUCCGAGAAUGGUGCUAUGAGACAGAGCUUCAGCAAGGGAAAAAUAUCGCUGAUGCUGUUGCGGCUACCAUUGACACUUUAGACUUAUUUGUGUGGUCAUCGUUAUCGGAUGCGAAGAAAUGGAGUCGCGGAAAAUAUGCAGGCGUCUUUCAUUUCGAUUCCAAGGCACAUGUCGUGGACUAUAUCAACAGCAUACACCCUAGGCUGGCCCAGAAAAUGUCAAUACUUCAGAUGGGUCUCUUUAUCACCAAUUGGAAGUGGGGUCAGGCCGCAGUACCAUGGGAAAAGUGUUCGGAUGGAUCAAUGGUCCUUCGCAUACCUGGCAGUGGCGAUGUUCCAAUCCCGCUUGUUGUUCCUUCUGACACUGGAUAUUUUGUCAAAGCCCUGAGCCAGGUUCCCGCUGGAAAAAAUCUUCUGGCAUUUGGUGAUCGCCUUACUUGGUCGGAGUAUGUAAAGCUCUGGAGCAAAGUUACGGGCAUUCCAGCUACGUUUGAGAAGAACACGGUGGCGGAGCAUGACAAACUUGCGCCAGGUGGAUAUGGUGAAGAGAUUGCAGAGAUGUACGCAUAUGCUCAAGAUUUCGGCUACGAUGGUGGAGAUCCAUCGGUUAUUUAUGCCCAAGAUCUCGGUGUCGACGUUCCAGUCACUCGAAUCGAGCAGUAUAUUAAAAAUGAGGAUUGGUCCCCACUUGUACAAUAA
This is a messenger RNA of Trichoderma virens Gv29-8, 996 nucleotides long. RefSeq lists its product as uncharacterized. The transcript has 4 exons. Lineage: Eukaryota; Fungi; Ascomycota; Sordariomycetes; Hypocreales; Hypocreaceae. The record is from RefSeq and is a predicted model, not a curated record. The coding region runs from base 1 to 996 and encodes 331 amino acids.